AUGUUUAGACAGAUUUUGGUCGACGAACGCGAUCAAUCACUUCAACAAAUACUCUGGUUCAACCAACAAGGCCAAAUAACUCUAUAUAAACUCACCACGGUCACCUACAGGAUUAGACCAGCCCUAUAUUUGGCCGUUCGUGCUCUACUUCAAUUGGUUGAAGACGAAGGACAUCGAUUUCCUCUGGCGAUCAUUCCACUCACCCACGGGAGAUAUGUUGACGAUAUAUUUGGUGGUGCCGAUGACUUGAACUCAUUACAACAAGUUGCUGAUCAACUUGAAGCACUCUGCAAGGCGGGCGGAUUCCUUCUUGCUAAAUGGGCAAGCAAUCAUCCAAAAUUACCACAACUCAAUCAUGUGGAAGCGAUCAAGAAUCACAAAUUCGAGGAUUCAGACUCCAGCACCAAGAUUCUGGGCAUGUACUGGUCCUCACACUCAGAUCAGUUCUAUUUCACGAACUCACCACCAUGCUCAACUCAAAAAUUUACAAAAAGGAUCAUUUUAUCAGAGAUUGCUCAAAUCUUUGCUCCUCUUGGAUUUCUCGCACCACUCAUCAUUCAAGCCAAGGUAUUCAUGCAGGAGCUUUGGCUCGAAAAGCUCAGCUGGGACACUCCAUCGACAGCCAAUCACCGGCAUGAAUGGAGAAACUUCAAGAAUGAACUCAAGCUCAUAUCUGAAAUCAAAAUUCCAAGAUGGAUCCACUCAUCCACGUGCUCAACCACCGAAAUCCAUGGAUUCUCGGACGCCUUUCAAUUGGCAAUGGCAGCUGCCGUGUUCAUCAAAGUCCACACACCUGCUCAUGGAGUCAGAGUUACGCUGCUCUGCUUUAAAACCAAGGUAGCUCCGUUAAAACGACUAACGAUACCAAGGUUAGAACUCACCGCAGCUCACAUGUUGGCAAAACUCACAAAACACUGCCAGAGCACUCUAAAUCUCACUCAAUCGCCAACAUACUUGUGGACGGACUCAACAAUUACACUCACGUGGAUUAAAUCUCAUCCGUCUCGCUGGAAGGAGUUUGUUCGGAAUAGGGUGUCACAUAUUCAAGAUCUACUUCCAGUUGGCCACUGGAAUUUCAUUCCUGGCACACAAAAUCCAGCAGACUGCGCAACACGAGUGUUGACACCUACUCAACUCCGUGAUCAUCAACUAUGGUGGACUGGCCCACCAUGGUUGCUCAAGAGUUCAUCGUCCUGGCCUAAAUGUCCAUCAAUCGAUGAUACAGGAGCUCAAGCAGAAGAACGGCCUGGACUGGCCCUGUUCUCAUCGAAUUCAUCACUGAAAUCAAAUUGGCCUAUCAUGGAACGGCCAAUACCACUCCUACGCAUGUUACGAGCUACUGCAAUCUGCUUUAGACUCCGUGACAUGAUCAAGAAAUCACCAAACUCAUCACUCAAGGCUCCCAUUACUUCUGACGAAGUAAUUUCUGCACUCAACUUCUGUAUCAAAGAAACUCAACGCAUUCAUUUUUCAAACGAGAUCAACAUGUACUCCAAACACGCACCAUGGCCUAAUGGUCAUCCAUUAGCUCGAUUGGUUGCAUUCAUUGACACCGACGGCAUCAUUCGAGUAGGUGGACGGUUGGAAAAUUCUCCAAAUCAAGACCAAAGUAAGCAUCCUGCUAUUCUACCACGGAAUGCGGCACUCACUAAACUCAUCAUCUCUGAUGCUCAUCAGCGUACCAUGCAUGGUGGUACUCAACUUCCUCUUGCAUCCAUACGACAAAAGUACUGGAUCAUUGGCGGUAGACAACUAGUACGCUCCAUUAUACUCAAAUGUAUAAAAUGCGUACGAUAUCGUGGUGAUAAAGCUCAACAAUUCAUGGGUCAGCUACCAGUAUCACGAGUCACUCCAUCAUUUGCAUUCACUCGCACUGGAGUUGACUAUGCCGGUCCAAUAACGCUCAUAAAUUGGAGACGCAGAGGAGCAAAAACAUACAAAGGCUGGAUUUGUGUUUUUGUCUGCCUUUCUACGUCAGCAUUACAUCUAGAGGUAGUCAGCGACUACGGCUCUAGUGGGUUCAUCGCAGCACUCCGCAGAUUUAUCAGCCGACGAGGCAUCUGCACAGCACUCUACAGCGAUUGUGGAACGACGUUCAAAGGCGCUGAAACUGAUCUCAACCGUCUGUUCACUCAAGGAACUCAAGAGUUAAGAGAAAUACUGGAUCACAUCACUGUGAACAGUAUUGCCUGGCAUUUCAAUCCACCAGCAGCUCCACACAUGGGUGGAAAGUGGGAAGCUGCUGUCAAAUCACUCAAACAUCAUCUUACUCGAUCAGUGGGAGAGUCUUCAUUUACGUUUGAAGAAUUUACGACUUUUCUUACGCAAAUUGAAGCUAUAUUGAAUUCAAGACCAUUGGAGCCACUCACGGAAGAUCCAGAUGAUAUAGAUGCACUCACUCCUGGUCACCUCAUAAUUGGACGAGCACUCAACAUGAUUCCUGAACCAGCACUCAUCGAUACAAAUAGUUCUCAAUUGUCUAGAUGGCAAUUCCUACAACAACGUGUUCAACAGUUCUGGAAUCAUAAAGGGUUCAUAACUCUCUAG
This is a messenger RNA of Microplitis mediator, 2547 nucleotides long. RefSeq lists its product as uncharacterized. The coding region runs from base 1 to 2547 and encodes 848 amino acids. The record is from RefSeq and is a predicted model, not a curated record. Gene Ontology annotation, biological process: DNA integration. Lineage: Eukaryota; Metazoa; Arthropoda; Insecta; Hymenoptera; Braconidae. The transcript has a single exon. Gene Ontology annotation, molecular function: nucleic acid binding.